AGCAGUUUACGUCAAAACAAAUUGAUUUGAGAAUAGGAGUGGAAGUUGUUAACAAUUAACAAUUUAGCAGCCGAGUAGGGAAUUUCAGUCACCAAACAAUAUGAGCAGUGAAAAGGGAGGUCCACCCCCAAGCUACCCGCCCCAGGGUCAGUAUCAGCCUCCUCCAAGCUACCCACCCCAGGGCCAGUAUCAGCCUCCUCCACCUGGCUAUAAUUCCGUGCCAACUGCCCCAAUGUACCAAACUGAACAUCCACAUUUCCAACCUCAGAUGGCACCGGGACAGACACAGAUACAUGUGGUACCUCCGCCUCAGACAUUUUCGGAACCUCCUCCACCCGACUUCAUGAACAGGGCAAUCUUCACUACCAUCUGCUGCUUCUGGCCUGUGGGAAUAUUCGCCAUCAUGAAAGCCAGUGAGGCGAAAAAUGCCUAUGCCCGUGGUGACUUUCAAGGUGCAAGAUCAAGUUCCAACUCAGCUCGUCAGCUUUCUAACAUAGCCAUCUUUGCUGGUGUUGCAAGCAUUGUCGUGUCCAUGAUCAUCGUAGGUGUUUAUGUGGGCCUGGUCAUGACCAACAUGAGGAGUUACUAACAGCUGAGCGGGUACCUAUGGACAGACAUACCAACACGAGGAGUUACUAACAUCUGAGCUGGUUCCUAUGGACAGACAUACCAACACGAGGAGUUACUAACACCUGAGCUGGUACCUAUGGACAGACAUACCAACACGAGGAGUUACUAACACCUGAGCUGGUACCUAUGGACAGACAUACCAACAUGAAGUGCUUUUGACAUGUGCCUAGGCUGGUACCGAGGGAUAGAUGUAGCUUUAUGUCUAUAAUUAGGAAAACUCUCGCAUAUAUGUGAGAGACUAGCUUUACGGCAAAACUUCAUUAUUUAGACCUUAAAUCUGUUGGUUUCUUAGUAAAUAACAAAAUGUAAUUCCUUAUAUUAUUUAAAUGGAACUGAAAUUUGAUGUUUCAUUGAUGUGUCGGCUGGAAAAAAUAAUUCAAAAAAGCAUAAUUAACAUUAAAAACAUUAACCCGUGAUAUACUAUACAAAGAAUAUCGUAAUCGUUUAUGUACUAUAUUGGACCAGCAGGAAACACUUAAGGUGUCUGGUUAGGAUUUUAAUGUUGUACACUAUAAUGAUAUUUACUCUAAAGGUUAAUAGGGAUAUACUACUUUUACUGUAAUUUACAUCAUCAUGUUGUUCAUUACUUUCAUCCAAGUUUUUUUAUAGUGACAAAAAUUACGACAAUUUGAAAUGAACUGCUUUCGGUACAAGUUUUUAUACUGAUGAAGAUAUUCCAGAUUGAUGAUGAUUAUAUAAUGGCAAGAACAUUAACAAGAAGUUGAAGUGGAUUUUAAAGCACAAUUUUGGCAAACAGAAAAUAUUGCAUUAAAUGCCUUUAUCAAAAUUUGAAACUAAGAAUUUGUAUUAGAUGUCACCUUUUCCAUUGUAUAAAAACCGGUAGAACAAAGAACAUGCAUUUAUGAUUAUUUUAUAAAAACAGGACCAUUUUAACCAUAUUUUGAUGGAAUUUGUACAGGAGAUGCUACCUAGUGUACAGUAUAUUGUCCUUGUUAAUUAUUUACGCAUGCUAUCUAAAGUAUAGAAUCAGUUUGUAAGUAUUUUUUGUAGUUGGGUACAUAUAUUACACUAUGCUAAACCAUUGGAUUCUACCCUCUCCUCCAGUUAAAUUCAAUUAAAUGAUUUAAUCUGAGAAUAAAAUUUCUAUUGAUUUUAAAAGAAAAAGUUAUGAUAUAUUUAAACAGUUUCAAAGAAGGUCGUUAUAAUGGAAAAUUUGAUGUUCUAAUGAAUGUGUAAGCCAGAAUGUAAAACAGGAGAAUGGAAUACUCUAUUUAAAAUGGCGACAAACUCUUUUGAGUGUGAAGGUCUGUGACUAACCGGUUAUUGACUUUGAUAGUAUUGAUGACUCUUUUGAGUUUGCAAUUGUUGACAAAUUCUUUUAGAAUAUUAAAUUGCAUGAUAAUCUAUGAUGUAUGUUUUAAUAUAAUUUUUGACAAAAUUAAUUAAUUCUAAUUAGCUAGAGUUUUAAUACCUUGAUCAGUUUUACAAAUUGUCAUUGUUGUGCAAAAAAAAUAUAUGUUGGUUUAUGGUAUCCUGACCAUUUGUUAUAUUUUACCUCUGACCCUAAACUUUUUAUCAGUGCUUUCUGAAGUUUGAAACCCAGUCAUACUGAGAAAGUAUGUAUAUAAUAUUAUCUUACAGGAAUGAUAAAAAAAAUCUCUAAUUAUAUCCCUGUAUGUAGACAAAAGAAUUGUGCUUUUGGCGGCAUCACACACUGUUCCUGAAUCCUCUGAAGUACCAGUAUAAUUUUAGUAUUAACAGCUUUAAAUGAAUUUAUCUUUUCUACAUAAGUCAAUCAACGUUACUGUCAGUGAUGUUGCUUACAGUAAAAUUGACCACAGUAGACUGUUCACGAUACUGCUUUGAGCACACAGCAGUUUCAAUUUUAGGUUUGUCCAUAAGGUUAGAAAUCUUGAUUUUAACUUGGUAGUAUUCACAUUAAAAUGAGACAAAUUGUAAAGUUUCUUUUUUGGCAAUUUUAUUGUGCCACAUACCUGAAUUUAUUUCAGUCUUAAUAAAAUACAAUUUUGCUAAUAAAGAAAGAAAAAUAGUAAGUAAGAAAACCGUUAUUUAAUUAAAACUUUAAUUAAUGAUCUGACAUCAGGUUUAACAGGAUGGUUGUUUAGACCUAUAAAUGUACAGGUACUUCAGAUUUCAUACUAGGUCUUUAUUGUCAAAGGGUCAAAAUCAGACUGAAAUGUAUGGAGGGAGAAAGAUACAAUUUAGAAUACCUCUGCUGAUUUUCAGUGUUAUGUGACACUGUAAGUGAAUAUAUAUGUUUUUAUCAUUGGCUGUGAUUAAGAUGUAAACUAAUAUAGGGAGGGAUACUCAACGUUUACAUUUUUAAGAUAUCUGACAUUUAACCGAUAACAAUUCCUGAUUAGUUUGAGCAUAAAUGUUUUCUUGACCAAGGCUUCACUCUGUACAUGAUUCUUCAGAUUUUAAUAAAAUAAUAUUUAAAACCCUGUCCAAGGUCACUGGACGUUACUCACCACUCUUGAAGGGUUGUGUAUGAUGUUAUGAAGUACAUAUAUAUCAUUCAUGUUUGCUCACCUAAUGUCAAAGUCACAAGGUGAAGGAGAAAACAAGUGUUAUUAAUAUUCAUUUUUCAUUCAAAAUCAAUUUUUUAGAGUGAGAUUUGAACCUUUCCUACUAUGUUAUGUUAACACUGAUUGGACUGUGGUUGUUGAUGGUUACAGUCUUAUGAAAUUUAGUUAAUAUGCCUGGUGGACUUCUUUUUCUCUCUGUCUGUACUUUUGGUAUCCUCUUUGAGUUAUGUCAUAUCAUAUAUAUACAGUGUAUCUUUUAGUCACACUAACAUGUACUAGGUUUCUUACACAUCUAUUUUAAUGCACUCUCUUUUCUCCAUUCCUCUCAGAUAUAUUUUUAAAGAAAAUAUUAUUUUAUUAUUUUUUACAGUUACUUGCUUCAUUUUUAGAUAUUUUUAAUAGUUCAACUUCAUUAUCAAACAACAUAAGAGAUAGUUUUCUUACAUGAAAGAUAACCACAAUCUCUUGCCUUAUGGAAUAUUUUAAUAAAUGUUUAAUAAAAUUAUGAAGUGACUUCAUUUUAUGCAAUUAUACAUAUUUAUAUAUUUGAUAUAUAAAUUGACAGGAAUAUGUCUUUUUAACUUGUCUUGGUCUUUAGAUUGUUUUUAUGUUCAUCCUACUUGUUUAAUAUGGAUAUGUUGGGCAAAAAUAUUUACCUUUCAGAAUCUGACCAAAGGGUUGAUUACCAUAGCUGGUCUGAUUCACGCUGUUUGACGUUGUUACUAUUAUAAAAGGUUGUUGUACAAUUCAUAAUUAAGUGAACAUACUUGUGUAUUUCAAUUAAACAUGUUAGUGGAA
Messenger RNA from Mizuhopecten yessoensis (Yesso scallop), 3938 nucleotides. RefSeq names its product proline-rich transmembrane protein 1-like. Gene Ontology annotation, cellular component: membrane. The coding region runs from base 101 to 589 and encodes 162 amino acids. The record is from RefSeq and is a predicted model, not a curated record. The transcript has 4 exons. NCBI's taxonomy places the organism in Eukaryota, Metazoa, Mollusca, Bivalvia, Pectinida, Pectinidae.